CUCGAACUGACUUGAAGCUUCGUUCGGAGCCGCAAAGGGGAUAAAAUCACAGGCUCUCCAGCUUUCGACCUCCCAACGUCCUUUUACUGCCCACCAUCACUAUGUCCCAAUUUGAGAGUUCCACGUUUGAGUCGUUGCAGUCUGCUUUCGCAGCUGGGUUAGACACCAACUCCAUCCCCUCUGAGUGCCAGUUGGAGCAUCCUCAGUCCCUCAUCGCCCAGUCUCGCAACGGGAUGACUUCCAUUUCUCACCCCAUAGCCCAAACCACGUCCGAAGAGGCAAAAGGGACGGCUUAUCUCCUCGGCCACGAAGCCUCACUCCCACCCGUUGUGCGCAUGCCCGACGACGUCAUCCGUGAGAUCUUCCUCGCCUGUAUGCCCGAAGACCGCAACUGCGCCAUGCGGGCCAGUGAAGCACCGCUUUUGUUGGGUCGUGUUUGCAGCGCAUGGCGGUCAAUCGCGUACUCCACCCCCCGGCUCUGGUCGAAGCUCCACGUCGAUGCGCCCCGCACUCCCGGCCCGCUUGGAACUCGGGGAAGGUGGGAGGUGUAUCGCAGGAAGUGGGCUGUCCGUGCGGACGUGAUACGCACGUGGCUAGGCCGCUCGGGCGAGGUGCCACUUUCGCUCAGCUUCAAAACGUUCGACGACGCCGAUGGGUCGCCGCACGGGUCCGCGCAUAUCGAACCGCUCAUGUCGCUUGCCCGUCGCUGGGCUGACGUCGAUUUCAAGGUCAACCGGGACGAGCUGGCACGGUUGGCGGAAAUCCAAGUGGGAGACGUUCCGAAGCUCGAGCGGGUGAAGGUUACUACGGUCGACAGCCUUUGGGUUAACGAUCUGUCUGCGGCGGCUCUUCUCCAAGCUCAGACGGCUGUCCCAAUGCCGCCGGUGGAGGCUGGGACACAUCAGCUUUGGGCGAAACUGCAGAUCCUCGGAUCUGCCGUUUGCUUCAUCGAAGUUGCAUUCCCUGACUGUCAUUACUGCGGGUGGAGAUUCGGAAGUAGCAUCUGUUUCGGCUGAUGACCUACUCGCCGUCCUCCUUGCCCAGCCUCAACUCCAGACGGCUCGCUUCACAGUUGAUGACAGUGCCAUCCAGGGGCACCUCCCUUCCGUCGUCCUUGCCAAUCUGCACACGCUCGAACUCCACGUACGACGUCGCCGGAGUACGUCCCGACAACCCAUGGCGUUUCUCUCGUCGAUCGAAGCGCCGAAUCUGCGCUGUCUUGAGAUCAGACACUGGGGACGCCAGCCUCGCUCACUCCGUCGGCUCCCUGAUGCUUUCCUCGGUCUCCUUGGACGCCUUCCGCAACUCGAGUCAAUCCACAUCACCAGCGAUUGCAUGCGCGCCGCUAGUGUCGAGCAAGCACUGGCUGCGCUUCCUACGUCAGUGAAGCAUCUAAGCCUGGAGGACACUGGCGCUGGAGUGUUGAUGAACCUGCACAACCCGUUCGCGCAUCCAGUCUCCAGGCGUGCAUUAUCGGCACCCACGACCGUUCCUGGAGCUGCCCUGUCGGCGCUCGCCACUUCACCGACGAUCCUCCCAGAGCUCGAAAGCAUCAGUCUCCGCGCAAAGACUGUCGUCCAGCUCACGCCCCUGCUGAUCAAGUUCCUCGUUGCUCGUCGGCAUCUCGGACCAGAGAACAACCUCAACGAGCAGCAGGCUCGCACCACCCUCGGUUCUGUCAAAACGAGCUUUGCGCGUCCUGUCGAUCUGGACGCUGUAGUUUCCCACCCGCUUAUCCAAUCCUACCUAGCCAGCGCUGAAGGCUCUCAACUCAAACUCGAUAUCGCGCAGGACCAAGAACAAAGGGACGUCCAGAUUCAGGUCCUGCUGGCUGCGCAGGCGCAGCAGUGGGAUAUUGGUGGGGGGAUGGGGGACGGAGGGUCUGACGCGUACUUCCCCUGGAAUCCGACUGGGUCACCGCAGCUCGCAAUGAAUGCGCUGGGCUUGCCGCUGCUCAGUGAAUCCCAGACGCAGACGCCGGUCGAUCCGGCUCCGCAUUUGCCUCAAUCGCCUACUCGCUCGAACGCUUCUGGUCUGCAAACAGACGCCCAAUGAAGAAUGACUGAUGCGGUCUCUGGUCCUAACGCUCAGUGCCAGUAGUGUCUAUCUAUUUAGGUUUCUCCCAAAUCUAUGUCCCUUUGUCCCAGUAUACCCAAGUCAUAUUUAAUCUACAUUUUUCUUUUGUGAUGUCUUGUCUCAGUCUCAAUAUAUAUUACCCUUGGAUCAAUAAA
Mycena citricolor is the source of this 2231-nucleotide messenger RNA. Lineage: Eukaryota; Fungi; Basidiomycota; Agaricomycetes; Agaricales; Mycenaceae. The record is from the annotation of a GenBank genome assembly.